AUGCUUUACCAAAAACUCGCCACUGCGCUCAGCACCUAUGCAAUCAAUGAGAUUGGCUUCGUUCACGCAACACCCAAUGCCGAUGAGUUACCAGACGACAGCCAACAAUACCUUCCUCUCGUAGUGGUGGAUUCCAAGUUGGGCUUUCCUUUACCACACCUUCCCACUUUGUUGCGCGAAGCAGAUGAUGCCUUGAGGAGAGCUACUACAUCCAGUGAAAAGGCGAGCACGAGCAAGAUCAUGGUGUUGUUGAAGCCUGAUCAUUACACAGCUAUGAACAUGAGGAAGAAGCUGAUUAUGGAGAAGCAACUUGAUGUCAAGGAUGAGAUCGAGCUUAUUGAUUUGAUAUUCACAUUGUCGAGACACUCCAAGAGUUGUAUUGCAUGGCAUCAUCGACGCUGGUUGUAUGCACAAUGGCCUGAGAUGAUGGAUCUUGAAAAGGAAUUGGCGCUAUGUGAACGAACAGCAACGCUCCAUCCUCGCAAUUAUUACGCAUGGACUUAUCGCGGAUGGUUACUCAACAAGUUCAUCACUACAUCCGAGGACCAGCAUUCAGAAUACUUGCGAACCCGAUUAUGGAUUGAGCGUAAUGUCAGCGACCAUUCGGGUAUUCAUCACAUGGCACGUGUGUUGCAAGUAAUGGGAAAAGUCAACAAGGAUACCCAUAUGGAUUGGAUUGAUGAUCUCAUUAUUCGAUUUCCUGGACACGAAGCCUUAUGGUGCCAUCGUCGCUUCUGCGCUACGUUCUUUGCUUUGGAUGGCCAUGGAUUUGUGGAUAAAGCAAUAACAGCUGCUCAAGGAACAUGUCACAAUGAUCAAGAUUUAAUGCAUAUGCAAAUGGAGCUUGCAAUACGAUAUGGGAUAUGGCUUUGUCUUAUGGGUAUCUCGCCAACACGAAAAGAAGAAUAUUGUUCUCGUCUUCAGGAUAUACCUUAUGUGCGUGCAAUUGGCAACAAUAAAGAGUGUUGA
Messenger RNA from Lichtheimia ornata, 969 nucleotides. RefSeq lists its product as uncharacterized. Gene Ontology annotation, biological process: protein prenylation. The transcript is spliced from 5 exons. The record is from RefSeq and is a predicted model, not a curated record. Lineage: Eukaryota; Fungi; Mucoromycota; Mucoromycetes; Mucorales; Lichtheimiaceae. Gene Ontology annotation, cellular component: cytoplasm. The coding region runs from base 1 to 969 and encodes 322 amino acids. Gene Ontology annotation, molecular function: protein prenyltransferase activity.